ACUCUUUCAACCAGGAAAAUUUCAGUCGUUGCAAGUAAAACAUGAGCGUCCAAUUUUUAUUUUUUAUUUUAUUUUUAUUUUAGCAUUCAAUGGUUUUGUCCACCUAAUCUGGCCUUUUUCUAGUGUGUACUGAAAGUUCUCCAGAAUCAGUCAGAAAUUACAGAGACAAUAUUUCAGGCAAGAACACGUAUAUAAUCAGCUAGAAGGUUCCCCCCACCAGGAGAAGAGAAGACUCAAAGAGUGAAGAAGGGAUGAGUUCUGUGGAUGAGCACCUUAUCUUUAUUGAAUCUGAUGCAACAGAGGAAGAUGAAGGUAGGUUGGUUGAGUGCAGAAUCUGUCAAGAAGAGGAAGAGAGGUUCAACCUUGAAGCCCCCUGUGGCUGUUCUGGAAGUGCCAAGUAUGCACACCGGAAGUGCGUGCAGAGAUGGUGCAAUGAGAAAGGAAACACUGUUUGCGAAAUUUGUUGCCAGCCAUAUGAGAGUGGGUACACGGUGAAUGUUCAGGAAGAGAGAUAUGCUUCACUUGAAAUCAGCGAGGAAUUUGUUGGGGAGCGAGUUCUGGCUGGAGAUGAUGAGGACUACUUCGAGAGGAACACGAUAAAGGCCGCGGCUGCUUGCCGUUCCGCUGCAAUAAUGCUGAUGGCUCUGCUGCUCCUCCGCCAUGCUUUGUCUGUAGUAGUGGAAAACACCCAGGAAGAUGCGACACUCUUUUGCAUGUUUGUUCUAGUUAGAGCGGGAGGGUUUUUGCUUCCUUGCUACUUAAUGGCGAGAGCACUCAACAUCCUGCAAAAUCGAAGGCAGCGGAGGGAUAGAUCAUGACCCACAGGCGGUUCGGUUAGACUUCUUGAAAUAUAAUCGCCAGGUUGGUAGCUAGUGAGAUUCUCUCGUGGUUAACAAUGAGGAAGGCGUCGUAGCAUCAAAAUUGGCUACCAGAACGGGGCCAGCUUUGCUAGUGCUGCCAUACAACUGCUCAAAAUUUGACCAUACUUUUCAGAACCAUGGAAGAGGAGGCUAGAAAAUGUUCUUCAUACUCGGCCCCUUAUUGGCCGCAAGCACAUGCAAUGCAAUUCACUGUUUACAUGUAUGUAGAACAAUCAGACCAUUCUCCCCAGUGUUAGGCUUCGCGCACAAUUUGUAUCUCAGAAGUGGAGAAAAUGUAAAUAGAAAGGAAGAUUCAGUCUCAA
This is a messenger RNA of Nymphaea colorata (pocket water lily), 1183 nucleotides long. RefSeq lists its product as uncharacterized. Lineage: Eukaryota; Viridiplantae; Streptophyta; Magnoliopsida; Nymphaeales; Nymphaeaceae. The record is from RefSeq and is a predicted model, not a curated record. Gene Ontology annotation, cellular component: membrane. The transcript has 7 exons. The coding region runs from base 252 to 818 and encodes 188 amino acids. Gene Ontology annotation, molecular function: ubiquitin-protein transferase activity; zinc ion binding. Gene Ontology annotation, biological process: protein ubiquitination.